This is a messenger RNA of Pyricularia oryzae 70-15, 3045 nucleotides long. RefSeq lists its product as uncharacterized. The record is from RefSeq and is a predicted model, not a curated record. NCBI's taxonomy places the organism in Eukaryota, Fungi, Ascomycota, Sordariomycetes, Magnaporthales, Pyriculariaceae. The transcript is spliced from 3 exons. Bases 640 to 2814 code for a protein of 724 amino acids.
GACCAAUCCAUCGGGUCCCCUUUCACCCGAACAACCUCUCCCUAUACCCUGUCAAGCGCUUUGUGUAGCCAUAUUGCUCACAGUCGGCUACCUACCUUGAAACUACAGUACAACAAAAGGGGGCACAGCAGGACAAAUCGCGCCGAAAUCCCGGCGCCAACGCCGCCGCAACUGCCCCGGGCUAUUACCCCGCAACUCGGUGAUUAUACUGUGACUGACCUCUUGUCGCGUUCCCGUCCUACAUUGAAUUUCAAGCGAGGACACCCGGACAGCCGGUCCGGCCAGGCAGCCGCACUCUUCUUUGAUUGAAGACAUCGAGCCAAUUCGCGAUUAAGCUCUUGUUGAGGGCUGCAAUGAGCCUAGCCUUAUGCAUGGUCAUUUACCCCAUCAAUAUGCAGCGCCCUUCCCCUCUUGCAAGCUUAAAUCCUUCUCGCUUCUUUCGAGUCCAUGAUGGCUCGAUGGUCUGUUUUGACUAGAAUUGUAUAUCUGUGUAUGUGUAGGUGUAUGUCUAUAAAUAUAUCACAGAUGACUAUAAAGAUUGGCCUUCCGAGGUGAAGAAAUGGCGCCCGUUCGCCUUCUGAGAUCUCGACAGCCUUCGAGCCGUGCUAUAAACUCUUGUCGUUCUAAGCCUCGUUGAGAAUGUAUCGAGCUACCAUGGCCAUGUUGGCAGCCUGGCCAUCUCUACUCGUCUUAGGGGCCCCGACUGACGUGCCAUCUGACGUCUACUCUGCAGGCGGCCUGACGUUGCUCACGUACAAUGACCUGAGCAACGAUCCAAAGAACGGCUCUGCAGCCGUCCUCGUCCAUGCCCCGGCCGAAUUUCUCAGUGCUGAGGAAUCGUGCCGCAAACUGGGCGAGACGCUAUGGAGCCCUGACACGGCAAGCUUCACAGAUGGCCUUAACAGCUCGCUGUCUUACCAGAUCUGGCAGGAAAGCUUUCCCAAGUCGCAGCUGUUCUGGGUCUCCAAGGCUUCGUCCGGCGACUGCCGGGCUAUCAACUACCGCGGAGAGCUGAAGGAAGUCGACUGCGCAGGCCCGGGAAGCAGCAAGCUCCCGGCGCUGUGCACGCAGUCGGCGCCGGUGCUGAGCACCGCCACCAACAAUGUCCGCACCGACUUCAUUGUCAAUCAGCGUGCCGGCGACCUCGUCUACCAGGGCUUCCGCGACUUCUUUGUGUGGAAAUUUAGGGGCAUCCGGUUCGCUGCCAAGCCUGAGCGCUUCGAAUACGCGCGGCCGUACGAGCCGACGCCCGAGGAGCGCAGUGCCCCCAUACCGGCCCUUUUUGCGUUGCCAGAGUGCUUGCAAGUACCCGGAGAGGUCCCUGACGGAAGCAACGAGGACUGCCUCGGCAUCAACAUCUGGACGCCCUAUUUGCCCCCAACAGGACCCUCCUCAUGCAAACGGCCUUCGUCCGCACUGGUACCCAAGCGACUCAAGCCCGUUAUGUUUUAUAUCUACGGCGGCGCCCUCAGGAUCGGCUCGGGGAGGAACGUCUACACUGACGGGACCAUGCUCGCGUCGCGCGGCGACGUUGUCGUCGUCUCGGUCAACUACCGCGUCGGCUCGCUCGGCUGGAUGGUGCUCGGCGACGGGGUCCACAACGGCAACUACGGCCUCUCGGACGUGAUCGCGGGCCUGGAGUGGGUCAAGGAGAACAUUGCCAGCUUCGGCGGCGACCCGGACCGCGUCACAAUCUUUGGCUACUCGGCCGGCGCCUGGCUGAUACGCGCCCUCAUGGCGAGCCCCAAGGCCAAGGGCCUUUUCCACGCUGCCAUCGCCCAGUCCGGCCCGGCGGGCAUAUACAUGGCCGAGGAACCUGUUCAGCAGCCGCCCCUGACCAACGAGGCGGGCUUCGCCUACAAGUACGACUCCAUCGGGUGGGCUUGGGAGAACUUGGGCAAGAAGGUGGUGUCCGAGGUGGGUUGCGCCACCGACGAGACGGCACUCGGAUGCCUGCGCGCAGUCGACGGCACAGCGUUCCUUAACACAUCGCUUUACGCCAUCGGCAUUACGGUCGACGGCAAAUACAUCGACUCGGACAGGCUGACAGUCAACAGCAGCGACAAUCUCGCUUCUGACGUGGCCUUCAUGACCGGCAUCGACCGCGACGAGGCCGGCAACAACCUCGUGAGCGUCCCCAUCAUUCCGGGCGUGCCCCUUGCCGACAUCGUGCCAAGCAUAGUCCCCGCCGUCCACAGCGAAGCCAUUGCGGCGGCGGUCAGAAGCCCGGCCUUCGGCAUCCCCUCGGACCCGACGCCGGCCGAGGCGCUCGACGGCGUCAUCCGUAUCGCUACCGACGCCUUUUUCACCUGCCUCGAGCAGGCAACCGUCUACAGCGCCGCGCGCCACUCGACCUUUGAGUCGCUCUGGGCCUACAGCUUCAACCGCACCUACAACUUCCCCGGCUACACCAAGCCUCACUGCGAGACGACGGACCCGGAGCAGCUCGAGUACAAAAAGUGCCACGGCGGCGACCACCUCAUACUCUUUGGCACCAUGCGCCGCGGCGAGCUCCCGGACCGCGACGGCCGCGACCUGCCCUUUUCCCGCGUCGCCAUGGACCACUGGGCCGCGUUUGGCACCAACCGCGACCCGAACCCGGACCCGGCCUACCUCGCUGCCAGGGGCUACUGGGACACGCUCGAGACGCUGCAGAGGCUGGGCCCCUGGGAGAGGGCCGACGUCUCUACCGACGCCCCGAUCCGGCUGCUGCAGGUCCAGGCGAGGAUGGAUGCCUACUCCGAGGUCGAGCAGUGCAAGGUUCUGAGGCAGCCGCUGGACUAUUUUGAACCCGGGUCUUCCGCCACUAACUAGUUGGAAGCCACUCUGUUUCUGGGGUUGCGGGAUCUCUAAUGUCGUAGCUCUGGGUAUCUUCAUCUAAUAACACGCAGAGGGUGAAUAAUAGGCUCGUACAAACGUCAUUAAACGAGGCCUGUUGUCAUAUAACAAGCCGUCCAGGUACCUGCUUUCAAGUCCGCAAUAAUGAUCAGCUCCCCAUUUACUCUGAAAAACCUUUGCACAUUAUUUUUUUUACAUGAAUGAAAC